CUUUUAUUGAAGCGAUAAGUCGCCCCAUCGAAGUAUGCACCUUACUUUUUCCCUCGGACAGGGCUGGAAACCAUGCCUGGAAAGAGCAGAAACACGGACAAUGGAGUAAAGUUUCUUUCCGCCAGUUUGUGGAUUACUUUCAGCGUCUGUUUAGUCGGUGUUCGCUGUCAGGAGGGUAACGAUUGUGGACAUGCGCUGCUGGGAGCAGAGUCAGGCACAUUGGCCUCUCCCAACUACCCAGGCACCUAUCCCAGCAACACCUGGUGUAAAUGGAGGCUCCGUGUGCAGGAGGGCCGGACGCUACGGCUGCUCUUUGGAGACUUUGACAUUGAGAGCAGUCCAGGCUGCAGAAACGGAUCCUUAGUGAUCACAGGCAAGAGCGGAGAACGAAGACUGGGUCCAGUGUGUGGGAGGCUUAAUGCAACAAUGAAGAAUGUGACUCUUGAAACCAAUGAAGUGACGGUAACAUUCAUGUCCGGCCCACACCGCUCUGGACGAGGGUUUCUGCUCUCUUAUGCAACCGACCAGCAUCCAGAUCUGAUCACUUGUUUACAAAGAGGAUCCCAUUUUAGCUUUCAGCGUUUAAUUGUUUACUGCCCAGCUGGAUGUAAGGAUGUUCCGGGGGACAUUUGGGGAAACUCUGAGCAGGGUUACAGAGACACUUCAGUCCUGUGUAAGUCUGCGGUCCACAGCGGAGCCACGUCUGACGCCUUGGGAGGCCGAGUCACUGUGAAUCAGGGGAGAAGUCUCACACUCUAUGAAUCCACCUUCGCCAACGGAAUCCUCUCUAAGACGGGGUCAUUAUCCGAGAAGAAGCUGCUUUUUAGCAGAGAGUGUAACAACAUCCUGGCUGUCUCUCCUCUAAAUGCAUCGUCUCUCUGGGACAAAAACAGGGAGGAGCACACAGUGCUCUCAUCGUCCAGAAACACGGAGCCAGGCCCCGACUUCCUGCGCUGGACAGCAGACAGCGGGGAUCCCAACCCCUGGGUGGAGAUUGAACUAUCUGAAAGGAGCAGUGUGACAGGAUUGGUCACAACAGGCUCAUCGACGAACUACAUCGAAUCCUACAGUCUGCAGUUCAGUAAGGACAGAAAGAGCUGGAAGACUUACAAAGAUGCUGCAAGCAAAGAGAGAAAGGUGUUCCAGGCUUACACAGACGGCCACCUCAGGGUGCUCAACAACCUGUUCCCUGCGGUCGUCGCUCGGUUUGUUCGGCUUCAGUCACUGAGCUGGCGUGGCAGAGCCUCUGCUCAGGUUGAGCUUCUGGGCUGCCCCGCUGCCAAGGCCACGCCGAGGUCACGACCUCAUGGAGGAGAAUCUCCUUCAAUCAAAUUUAACGUGGACAACCUAAACCCAAGCCCCUCUCCCACUCCCACAGAGAAGACACCGUUUGUGGAAACAACUCAAAGCCCCAGUCAGCCAGUGAUCAUCGCAGUGGGAGUGGUCCUGGGACUGGUGAUGUGUGGGAGCUGCUUAUUGGCUGGAAUCUGGUGGAAACGAAGGAAAAAGGACUCCCAAAUGAAGAACUCCUUACCCACAGUUGACUGUCAGAGUCUGAAAGCGAAGAGUCUGUUGCAUCCAUCAUCAGAGCUGAUCUCAUACCCGCUGGUGCGAAACGUACACGAUGCUCUACCAAGUCCCCCUCUAAACGACUAUGCUGCUCCUGCCGUCACAGCUGGUGGACAGAAGCUUGGAUCUACAUUCAGGCCCUCUUCCAACGAUGGAUACACCACCCCGUUCACCUGCGCUCAUUAUGACACACCUGGCAGCGUUCCAGAGUACGCCGAGCCUCUACCUCCGGAGCCCGAGUACGCCACUCCUUUCAGCGAGCUGCCCCCCGAACAUAAACCGCCCACCUUGACGGGGUUACUUCACAGCACUGCACAGAGACCUCUCGCUCAUGUGUCCACCGGUCACAGUCGGUAUGACUGCCCCUCACACAGGGUGCUGUUCAACGGCUACUGCACCCCAGCUCUGCAUGCCGGCAGCCCUCGACCUGCCAGCGAAGUCUAUGCAGAGCCCAAAUCAACUGACUCCUUAAUAAGGAAGCACACAUAUGAGGAGCCUUUGUGAAUCCAAGCAGCUCAGCUGUGGAGAUCUGCGUGAACUAGAGGAGCUCUGAGAUCUUAUGACGGAAACCGGAAUUUUCCUCUCAGGAAAAACUCCUGCUGACCGGUCGCUGAAUGUUCAAGGACAUCAGGAGUCACUCUAAAUAUAAACAAAGAGGACACCAGGGUUGAACACUGAAAAAAAAAAGAUCUGAGACCCACAGAGACCAAUAUAUGCGUACUUGUACAGUUUUUAUUUUAUAAAAUGCACAGAGAAGCUCCAAGUUUGAUUGUUGUCUGAGAGAAACAGUCUGCCAACGAAAUGCUCAAUCACAAGCUGCACUUUCUACAGAAACAAACACGUCCAUCUUUUUUUAAAAAGAUUAAUGCAAAACAGAACUUGCUGUAAAAGAAACACUGUAAAUGUUAGACAGGUUUGAAGCUGUGACUAAAUGUGACCACUAGGUGGCACCAGAGAGCUUCAGACCUCUAAUAAUAUACUGUAUUGUGUAUCUUUAUGUGGAGAAAUAACCUGUUUAAAAAGGACUUGGGAGCUAUAGUACAGCAGAGGCACAAGAAUAAAGGAGAAGAAAAGUAUCAUGAACCUUUCAUUUUAUAACACAUUUGAUAUCAGGGAAUUUUCUCCAAACUCUGCUAGAUGUAGGAAGAAGUGCAAAAUUAAAUUAACAGAGCUUGUAUUCUUAUUAAAAUUGUAUGCAAAGUCCAUUGGA
Cyprinodon tularosa is the source of this 2779-nucleotide messenger RNA. RefSeq names its product discoidin, CUB and LCCL domain-containing protein 1. Lineage: Eukaryota; Metazoa; Chordata; Actinopteri; Cyprinodontiformes; Cyprinodontidae. The coding region runs from base 73 to 2073 and encodes 666 amino acids. The transcript has 15 exons. The record is from RefSeq and is a predicted model, not a curated record.